GUUAUCGAAAUGUGUAGGUCACAAUUGCUUUCACUAUUGAAGGUUUAUUAUUCAUUACUGCGCUGAACUCCAUGAAAUAUGGCUGGAAUGGUUGGCGGUCGGUAUGACCAGACUGACCAGACUAAGCCUACACGCAGCCUAAAGGUUGAAUGACGUCAGCAGCGGGUCCAAUGAGUAGAGGGAGCGUAUCCUCCUCUCAUCACUGCUGCUGCUGCUGCCGCUGGCCCUCGUACAACCAAGGAGGACUUGUCACCCGUUUCUUUUGUAUUGUCUUGCCCUGUUCGGGACCAAUACCAUGGGGAGGUUGGAUGAGCUUCGGCAGUUUAGUUUGUUAAAAUGGCUCAGAGAAGAGAGACAGUCGAGGAAACUGAUUCUCUUCAUUGUUUUCGUCGCCCUGCUCCUGGACAACAUGCUGCUGACUGUAGUCGUUCCCAUCAUUCCCAGCUACCUGUACAACCUAGAUGAGUCAACAGAUGUGGUGUUGAAGAACAACACUCCAUCCCAGCAGAGUCCUCCAGGAGCCUUCCACAACAUCGUGUCCUUGUAUGACAACACUGUGAGGUCUUUGGUCUCCAACACCACAGCCAUGUCUACUGAGCUGGUCCCUAUAGUCCCCACCACUACAGAAGUGCCACAGAACUCGUCUGACUGCCCCCAGUCCAACAGCAAGCUGCUCAAUGAGAAUGUCAAAGUGGGAAUGCUGUUUGCCUCCAAGGCUACCAUACAGCUGAUUACCAACCCCUUCAUAGGACCACUCACAAACAGAAUAGGAUACCAGCUUCCCAUAUUCGCUGGCUUCUGUAUCAUGUUCAUCUCUACUAUCAUGUUUGCAUUCUCAUCAAGCUACACUCUGCUGUUUCUGGCCAGAUCACUUCAAGGUGUAGGAUCCUCCUGCUCUUCUGUGGCUGGGAUGGGAAUGCUUGCUAGUGUGUACACAGAUGAUGAGGAGAGAGGUCAAGCCAUUGGGAUCGCCCUCGGAGGUUUGGCAUUGGGAGUGUUGGUUGGACCCCCAUUUGGCAGUGUGAUGUACGAGUUUGUUGGGAAGACGGCUCCUUUCCUUAUUCUGGCUUUCCUGGCUUUGUUUGAUGGAGCUCUGCAGCUCUUUGUUCUUCAACCUACCAAGGUGGAACCAGAGAGUCAGAAGGGGACCCCACUGUUGACACUGAUGAAGGAUCCAUACAUAUUAAUCGCAGCUGGAGCGAUUUGUUUUGGAAAUAUGGCCAUUGCCAUGAUGGAGCCGACGCUGCCAAUCUGGAUGAUGGAAACCAUGUGUGCCAGGAAAUGGCAGCUAGGCGUUGCUUUCUUACCAGCUUCCAUCUCCUACCUUAUUGGAACCAACAUCUUCGGCACGUUGGCACACAAGAUGGGGAGAUGGCUUUGUGCUCUAAUUGGAAUAAUGGUGGUUGGAAUCAGUGUAAUAUGUGUUCCUUUUGCCACCAACAUCUAUGGUCUGAUUCUUCCAAAUUUUGGGGUCGGUUUUGCGAUUGGCAUGGUGGACGCCUCUAUGAUGCCUAUAAUGGGUUACCUGGUGGACUUGCGGCAUGUGUCUGUUUAUGGAAGUGUAUAUGCCAUCGCUGAUGUGGCUUUCUGCAUGGGAUUUGCUUUAGGUCCAUCUAUCGGAGGAUCCAUCGCUGAGAGUAUUGGCUUCCCCUGGGUGAUGACCAUAAUUGGAAUAGUGGAUAUCUUCUUUGCUCCUCUUUGCAUCCUCCUCAGGAAUCCACCAGGACAAGAAGAAAAAAUAGCCAUUUUGAUGGACUCCAGCUGUUCAAUGAAGAUAAGGUCCUACUCCACAACGGGGACACACUACCAGGGUGGAGACAUGGAGCCAGAAUAUGAUGAAUAUAAUUAACAGGACACCAGCCAUGCAGGUUAACCCUUCAGAGGAUCUAUUUUGUUGUACAAAAAAAGGAACAGCAGAAAAAAAACACAGCAUUGAAAAAACACCCAAAAUAUAUCCAUGUUCAGCGUUCAGCGUUCGUACUGUUCAAUGUCCUCUAAGGGGUUGUACUGGAGUAAACCAAAGUUGUUUUUGACCUGUGGUUGCAGGCGCAUUGUGUGAGAGCUAUUUUGUAGCCAACAGCCUUAUUCAGUAGAGAGAUGUGUCAAAAAGCACUUUUAGGUAGUAGGAGGGUGCUGAGCAACAAGUAUGCUUUGCUGGUUUAUUUGGUAUACAAAUAUGUCUUAACUUAUGUGUCAGCCAUUAAAAGUCAAAUUUUUAUCUACUGUAUGUUCAUGAUAUGUCUAUAGUAUAAUUACAAACCUUGGUGUGUAAGUUGGUAUUGUAUUUGUGAGGAUUGCCAUGAAACUGUUGUUUGUUGAAAUUCCCAGGAGAUUUGUAGGCUGGGUCAAUGUUUUUUGUUUAACUUGAUACUAAAGUACAUACUUACGAACAGCCCCAACCAACUGUUCUAGCUGAACUGCACAAGGAAGCCAACACAUUUGAGCUGCUUAAGACAGGGAUGAGGAAUGUUAUCUGAUACACUCCUAAUACAUCUUGUUGUUCUUUGUCUGUUUUUUAUAGUUUGGCAGCUUCAGAGAUAGAGAUCAUAUAAAGCUGUUUGUUCUAUUCUUAAAUUCAUAAUCCAUUAAUAUUUUAAAUUUCCAUUAGUGGUUCUAUAAUUUAUUCAUUAUACUGUAUUCAUUAUAUCAAUUCAACAGGUAUGCUCACCACAUUCUCUUUUUAACAGAAAUACUGUUCAUAUUAAUUUACUAAUUCCAGUCACUUUCAUUUUGAUAUUUGCUAAAACAAUGUUAAGCUGCAAAGAAUGAAAUUCAAGACUUUUCAUAAUAAAAAUAUUCCAUCCUUCUGUUUAUUGUAAGCGGGUGCAGAGUAUUUUCCCAGUGAGCAGGCCUUGUCUGGCCUGGCAAUGUAGCCUGUGUACAUUCAGGCACGUAGUCUGGCUGUUCAGAAGUGCAUUCAUCUGCACUGAUCGAUUCUGCUGCUCUUUUAUAAUCAGCUGAUCUCUAUGUUAACCUCAUGAAUUUACAACAUAUAACCUUUCAAGUGUUCCUGGAUAGUGGGGUGUUGCAUUUUCUGCAAACAAAGAAGUUAAAUGGACUAUAGAUUUGUGCGAUAAUCUGUGGGGAGGCCUUUUUUGAUGCCUGCAGCCUGUGUCUGUAUGUGUGUGUCUGCUCAUCUCUGAGGAAUAAAAACAUAAAAACACAAUCUAAAACAGCAGUUAUACUAUGUCUAAUAGUGUUUUGUAGCAGUGUGUUUUCUUGCUAAUUGCACUAGCAGCAAGCAGGGAAAAUAGAACAGACCCCAUAACAAUCACUGGUUGCCAGCUGGCUUUGGAGCUCCACGCUGUGGCACAGCAAGCUCUGUCUGAACAGUCUAAUUUACCAUUGGAGCCAAAGAAAGGUAGAGUUUCAACACUCUUCAUUGGACUGCCACCGUCUGUGUCACCGUCUUUUCACUCCAUAGCAUGAUAUGGUGAAAAAAUGACAACACACAAAAGAGUAAACAGUUAAAGUGCCACCACUGUGUAAUGGACAACUUCAAAGCCUUGCUGUACAUUAACCAGUUCCAAGGUUUAACUUGUGUGGUUUCUGGGCUGUCUUCAUCAAUGGUGUCCGCGAGUAGUAUGUUGAUAAAAGAUACUACUAGGCAAGGCUGAGUGGAAUGAUAAAGCAAUCUUUAUUGAAACAGACCGCAUGCCAGCAUCCGAUCCAGAAGGGGCCACAUUUCUGGUAUUUUCAAAUCUAUGGCAAAAGCAAGGCCAAAAUGCUUUGCCCUCUGCUCAAUCAGAACUCCUACCAGCCUUCGAUCUUAAGAAUUCUACAAGUAUCCACCCUUCCUCCUCUUCCUAUGCAAGGGUUUUUAGAGUCCCUUUUCCAGUUCACACCCACUUCUCCUAAUUGGUCACUUUGGUAAAUUAUCCAAUAGACUAAAAGAGGAGUUGACCUGUCUCCCUGCUCAUCUCCCAUAACUCAUCUAACCUGGCUGUGGUCAACUUGUCCCCAAAAUGACCCAAAUGGGUUCCCUGUCCUUCUAAACGUUUAGGCAUCUCCCACCAUUUGGCAUGCAGGUCAAACUCAGGUUUAGUGUUUUAUGAUGGCUUGGGUGUCUUCUAACUUUUGACACCCUCACAGCUGGAAACCAACUCCUGGACCUCAUCACUGAAUCUAAACUGUGUAAACUCAAAGAUCCGAAUGUGUUGCCAUCCAAAUACCUCACUUGUUACAGUGCACAAAUGUUUAUAGAAGUUUAUACUUUAAUUGAUACUAAGUUAAUCUAGUGUUUUCUUUUCAUCAACUUCAGCUGCAU
Acanthopagrus latus (yellowfin seabream) is the source of this 4267-nucleotide messenger RNA. RefSeq names its product solute carrier family 18 member 2 (gene slc18a2). The transcript has 16 exons. The coding region runs from base 296 to 1849 and encodes 517 amino acids. Lineage: Eukaryota; Metazoa; Chordata; Actinopteri; Spariformes; Sparidae. Gene Ontology annotation, molecular function: serotonin:sodium:chloride symporter activity; xenobiotic transmembrane transporter activity. Gene Ontology annotation, cellular component: terminal bouton; synaptic vesicle membrane. Gene Ontology annotation, biological process: aminergic neurotransmitter loading into synaptic vesicle; transmembrane transport; xenobiotic transport. The record is from RefSeq and is a predicted model, not a curated record.